Messenger RNA from Monopterus albus (swamp eel), 2332 nucleotides. It is a transcript of the gene mlh1, whose product is annotated as mutL homolog 1, colon cancer, nonpolyposis type 2 (E. coli). Gene Ontology annotation, molecular function: ATP binding; ATP hydrolysis activity; mismatched DNA binding. Gene Ontology annotation, cellular component: MutLalpha complex. The transcript is spliced from 20 exons. NCBI's taxonomy places the organism in Eukaryota, Metazoa, Chordata, Actinopteri, Synbranchiformes, Synbranchidae. Gene Ontology annotation, biological process: mismatch repair. The record is from RefSeq and is a predicted model, not a curated record. The coding region runs from base 98 to 2299 and encodes 733 amino acids.
GAGGCGCUGUGCAUGGUUCGGAGCUACAAAAUAUUUGCAACAGAAGAAGACUUCCAGAGAGUAACGUGGUGACGCCAUACUCGGCAUCACCGUCAACAUGGCGGGAGUUAUACGGAGGCUUGACGAGACUGUUGUCAACCGGAUAGCUGCAGGAGAAGUUAUCCAGCGUCCUGCCAACGCGGUCAAAGAGCUGAUUGAAAACUGUUUGGACGCCAAGUCCACCAGCAUUCAGGUGACGAUAAAAGACGGCGGGCUGAAACUCCUUCAGAUUCAGGAUAACGGUACUGGAAUUAGGAGAGAGGAUAUGGAAAUAGUUUGUGAGCGUUUUACCACCAGCAAACUCCAGACCUUUGAGGACCUUUCAGCUAUUGCAACCUACGGAUUCAGAGGCGAGGCCCUUGCUAGUAUAAGUCACGUUGCCCAUGUGACCAUAACGACUAAGACAGCCGAUGCCAAGUGCGCCUACAGAGCCAGCUACAGUGACGGCAAACUUAAAGGUCCUCCCAAACCAUGUGCUGGCAACCAGGGAACACAGAUUCUUGUGGAGGAUCUCUUCUAUAAUGUGUCCACCAGGAGGAAAGCUUUAAAGAGCCCCAGUGAUGAGUACUCCAGGAUUGUAGAUGUUGUCAGCAGGUAUGCCAUUCACAAUUCAGGAAAAAGUUUUUCUGUCAAAAAGCAAGGAGAGACAGUGGCAGAUGUGAGGACCCUACCUAAUGCAUCUGUGGUGGAUAAUAUUCGAGGGGUUUUUGGUAGUGCAGUCAGCAGGGAGCUGAUCGAAGUUGGCUGUGACGAUCAGAAGCUUGCUUAUAAGAUGAAAGGCUACAUCUCAAAUGCAAACUACUCAGUCAAGAAAUGCAUCCUAAUUCUCUUCAUUAAUCAUCGUCUGGUGGAGUCGAGUGCUUUGAAGAAAGCAAUCGAGACAGUUUACGUGGCGUACCUACCCAAGAACACGCACCCUUUUCUUUACCUCAGCCUAGAGAUCGCCCCACAGAAUGUAGAUGUGAACGUUCAUCCCACAAAACAUGAGGUGCAUUUCCUGCAUGAAGACAGCGUCAUCGAGGGCGUUCAGAGGCAUAUCGAGAGCAAACUCCUUGGCUCCAACUCUUCACGCACAUAUUUCACUCAGACAUUGCUACCAGGGCUUUCAGUCACAGGUGGCAGUGAAGUCAAGUCCUCCUGUACCACACCACAUUCUACUGAGAGAGUCUAUGCACAUCAGAUGGUGAGGACCGACUCUCGUGCUCAGAAGCUAGACGCCUUCCUUAAGCCAAAAGAGAAGUCGCCUCCUGGCCCUGAAACAGCUGGUUCCAGUAGCGAGGAGGCCAACGCCACAAUUGCCCAGCCUGACAGCAUGGAGAUGGACAACACGGAUGACGCAGACAUGCUGGAAGCCCUGGCUGAGCAGGAGGCAGAGGUGCCAAGGGGCGAGGAAGAAUGCAGUCCAAGUACUCAUGACGUUCCCAGGAAGUGUCCAAGUAAAGAGCAGCAGAAGCAGCAGCAGCAGCAGGAGGAUGAAGAGGACGUGAUGGCUGCAGCCACGCCCAAGAGACGGGUCAUAAAAUUGACCAGUAUCAAAGAGCUGAGAGCUGAGAUCACUGAGAACACACACAAAGGUCUUCAAGAAGUGCUGCAGAACCACUCGUUUGUGGGUUGUGUGAAUCCCCAGUGGACUCUGAUCCAGCAUCACACCAAACUCUACCUACUCAACACCACCAAACUCAGCCAGGAGCUCUUCUACCAAAUACUGAUCUAUGACUUUGGGAAUUUUGGCAUCCUAAGGCUGUCUACACCAGCUCCACUUUAUGACCUGGCCAUGCUGGCUCUGGACUCUGAGGACAGCGGCUGGACAGAAGAGGACGGACCCAAAGAAGGCCUGGCUCAGUUCAUAGUGGACUUCCUGAAGAAGAAAGCGGAGAUGCUAGAGGACUACUUCUCCAUGGAGAUAGACCAGGAAGGAAAUCUAACAGGACUGCCACUGCUGCUUGACAAGUACACCCCUGUCAUGGAGGGUCUCCCCAUGUUCAUCCUACGCCUGGCCACUGAGGUGAACUGGGACAAUGAGAAAGAGUUUUUCAGAGACUUCAGUAAUGAGUGCAGCAUGUUCUACUCAAUCAGGAAGCAGUACAUCCUGGAAGCUGAGCAGGUUGCUGAAGUGGACUCAUGGCAUUGGAAAGUUGAGCACAUUAUCUUCAAAGCUUUCCGAACCCUCUUCAGUCCUCCAAAGCACUUCAGUGAGGAUGGCACUGUGUUGCAGAUUGCCAACUUACCUGAUCUCUAUAAAGUGUUUGAAAGGUGCUGAAUGUCAUUGUCAAAGGAACGACUUAAAAAAAAA